Molecule: messenger RNA, 1533 nt
Organism: Triticum turgidum subsp. durum (durum wheat)
Lineage: Eukaryota; Viridiplantae; Streptophyta; Magnoliopsida; Poales; Poaceae
Source: the annotation of a GenBank genome assembly
AUGCCGCCGCGGCGGCCCAACACCGGCGGGGCCGGGGGCGGGGGCACCUCCUCGGCCGCGCCCCCACCCCCGCCGUCGCGCAAGGUCCCGCUCCGCUCGCUGCUCCGGGCGGCCUCGGUGGCCUGCGGGGUGCAGUUCGGGUGGGCGCUGCAGCUCUCGCUGCUGACCCCCUACGUGCAGGAGCUGGGCAUCCCGCACGCCUUCGCCAGCCUGGUCUGGCUCUGCGGCCCGCUGUCGGGGCUCCUGGUGCAGCCGCUGGUGGGCCACCUGUCGGACCGCAUCGCGCCGGCCAACUCGCCGCUCGGCCGGCGCCGGCCCUUCAUCGCCGCGGGCGCCGCCUCCAUCGCCUUCUCCGUGCUCACCGUCGGCUUCUCCGCCGACCUGGGCCGCCUCUUCGGGGACGACAUCGUGCCCGGGUCCACCCGGUUCGGGGCCAUCAUCGUCUACCUCAUCGGAUUCUGGCUGCUGGACGUCGGCAACAACGCCACGCAGGGGCCAUGCCGCGCCUUCCUCGCCGACCUCACAGAGAAUGACCCGAGGAGGACCCGGAUUGCCAACGCCUACUUCUCGCUCUUCAUGGCCCUGGGGAACAUACUCGGGUACGCCACCGGGGCAUACAACGGUUGGUACAAGAUAUUCCCGUUCACUAUCACCGAGUCCUGCACUGUCAGCUGCGCAAACCUCAAGUCCGCGUUCCUGCUCGACAUCAUCAUCCUAGCGAUUACGACGUACGUUAGCGUCGUGACGGUGCAGGACAAUCCUACUUUCGGAAGCGAUGAGGCGGCACCUCCAAGCAGCCACGAGGAGGAGGCUUUCCUCUUUGAGCUUUUCGGGUCAUUCAAGUACUUCACGAUGCCUGUUUGGAUGGUCUUGAUCGUCACUUCGCUUACUUGGAUCGGGUGGUUCCCUUUCAUCCUCUUUGACACCGACUGGAUGGGCCGAGAGAUCUAUCGGGGAAGCCCGGAAAUCGUCGCCGACACCCAAAAGUAUCAUGACGGUGUGAGAAUGGGCUCUUUUGGUCUCAUGCUCAACUCGGUCGUUCUUGGGAUCACGUCUAUUGGAAUGGAGAAGUUGUGUAGGAAGUGGGGAGCUGGACUUGUAUGGGGUGUCUCCAAUAUCAUCAUGGCUCUGUGCUUCGUGGCGAUGCUUAUUAUAACAUACGUUGCGCAAAACCUGGAUUAUGGACCUAGUGGAGCACCUCCAACCGGCAUUGUCGCCGCUUCCCUCAUUGUGUUCACAAUCCUAGGAGCACCUCUGUCGGUCACGUACAGUAUACCAUAUGCGAUGGCUGCAAGUCGUGUUGAAAAUCUUGGGCUAGGCCAAGGUUUAGCAAUGGGCAUUCUUAAUUUAUCUAUUGUCAUACCACAGAUCAUCGUGUCGCUGGGCGGCGGGCCAUGGGACCAGCUCUUCGGCGGAGGGAACGCGCCAUCCUUCUGGGUGGCUGCCGCGGCCUCCUUUGUGGGCGGGCUGGUAGCCAUCCUGGGGCUCCCGCGGGCCCGGCUCGGGCCGAAGAAGAAAACCACCCAACGAUGA